Durusdinium trenchii is the source of this 1797-nucleotide messenger RNA. The record is from the annotation of a GenBank genome assembly. NCBI's taxonomy places the organism in Eukaryota, Dinophyceae, Suessiales, Symbiodiniaceae.
AUGUCUAGUGCUGAGCAUGUGGUGAUGUCCAAAUCCUUGACGGGUGAACGAAGGCGCUCGGGACGCAUCAUGCACCUUUUAGUCUACACGAUGUCAACGAUGGUCUUCGGCAUGAUUUGUAGCGCCUUGGGACCCAGCAUUCCCUGGUUGGCAUCGAAUGCGGAUGUGACGCCUGAGACUCUGGGGUGGUUGCCGGCGGCACAAGCUGUGAUGUGUAUCGUGUCGGGCUUAGCUUCGAGCUUGAUGGCCUUUGUGGCCCGGAAGUAUCAUCACCUUCUCCUUGGCCUCCUAUUGCUAUGGCUUGGAGUCUUCUUUAUGGUUCUUCCUUUGGCCAGUUCCUCCAUCUACGCUUUAACCUUGGUCUUUGCCUUUCAAGUCUUACCACGGCCUUGGAUUGGGCAGAUGACCAACUUACUGGUCUCCGAGCUCUAUGAAGAACCAAGCCUCAGCAGCGCAGCGCAGAGCUUUAACCAAGGUGGUUUUGCUUUGGGCUGUGUGUUCAUGGUAAUGCUGGAAGAGAUCUCCUCAUCUGCUUUUGGCGGAGCAGCAAUGUUCUACAUCGCCGGUGGCUUCACAGGGCUCUCAUCCCUUCUCUUCUUCACUUUGCCCAGGGCUCCCGAAAAGGCGAAGGUCAGCGGAAGGUCAGCGAAGGGAGCGAAGGGAGCUAGAGAGAGCAAGAUGCCAAGUGCUUUUACUUUGACUUGCAGUUGUCUCGGAAUCCUGGCCGUGGGCCUGGAGGUGGCGUGUGGUACUUGGUUGAUCACUUCAAUGACACAAAUGGGCUUUGAGUCCUCCUUGGCUUCGCUUUGCAACAUCAUCUUCUGGCUUCUCUUCGCAGUGAGUCGUUUGGUGUUAGCGCCUUGCUUGUGCAAGUGUUUGAAGCCUCGCCCCUCCUCGAUGAUCAUUGGGGGUGCCAGCUUGGCGGCCCUCAGCUGCAUUGCGGCAGUGGCGUGGCCGAGAAGCCUUCCGGCUGUGCUGCUGGGAGUUAGUGGUAUUGCACUGGGUGCAGGUCCGUCCUAUGCGAUGACCAUCAGCAUGGCCAAGGAGAGCGUCGAGCUCACUUCUGUGGACUCGGCGAUGUUCGCCAUCGCCUCAUCACUAGGCGCAGGUGGAGUUCCCUUUGUGAUGAGUCGAGUUCUAAACCUUUUCGGACCAGAAGCAUUCUUCCCAAGCUUGCUGGUGAUGUCAGCGAUUCUGAUGACGCUCACAAGGAUUGUGGGAGGGGCCAAAGACGCAAGAGAAGUAGAGACCAAAGACGCAAUUGAAUCAGACAUGGAGAGCAUGGAGAGCACUCAGGCCAAUGAUGCCAACUCUGACUCAGCAGUUUCUGUCGCCAGCGAGGGGAGUGCUGCUUCAGCCAGCUUGGAGUCGAGUGAGGACGGACUGGUGCCCCCCAUCAUGUGGACCUAUUGGGAACAGGGCUGGGAAGAUGCCCCUUUGCUCUGUCAAGCUUGUGCUAAAAGCUGGGAAGGGAUGAACCCUCAUCUUUCCUUACAGAAAAUCUCCGGAGCUGAUCUUCCUGACUUGCUCCCGGAGUUGUGCUACAAGACUCGCUUUUGGGAACUGCCUGCUGGUCAACGCUCGGAUUUGGUGAGGCUCUCCUUGUUGGAGAAGUUCGGGGGGCUUUGGGUGGAUGCAACACUCUUUUGUACAUCCCCAGUGAUGCCCUGGCUUAGUGCCUUGAAGCAGGCUGAUACAUCUGAGGGUUCUUCUUUGUCUUCGAGCGGGACUCCCAAAUGUGGCCCUAUGACCCCUUCUUGGACUGCCAGCUGCCGAUCAGCAGCUGGUUCAUUGUGA